AUGUGGAAAGGAAAUGACACAGAAAUGACAGAUUUCACACUUCUGGGUUUCUUUCCUGAAUUUAAGUACAUCACAGCCAUGGUCUCCCUCAUUCUACUGAUUUACACAGCUGCCCUCACUGGCAAUACCCUUCUGAUUCUCCUCAUUGGGUUAGAUUCUCGGCUACACACCCCUAUGUACUUCCUGCUCAGCCAGCUCUCCUUGAUGGAUUUGAUGUUGACUUCAAGCAUCGUUCCCAAGAUGGCAGUCAACUUUUUUUCUGGAUGGAAAAGUAUCUCCUUCUUGGCUUGUGGGACUCAAAUAUUUGUCUCCCUAGCUGUGGCCAUUGCAGAGUGUGUUCUGAUAACACUCAUGUGCUUUGAUCGCUAUGUGGCCAUCUGUAACCCACUCCGGUACUCGCUCAUCAUCAGUCCUAAGGUUUGCUUGCAGAUGGCAGCCACGUCAUGGGCUGUAGGGACACUUACUUCCUUGGGUCACACUGCUUUCACCUUGCAUUUUCACAUCUGCAGUCCCAGAGAAAUCCCUCACUUCUUCUGUGAAGUCAUGGCUGUACUUAGGAUCGUCUGUGAAGAUAUCUCUGACUAUGAGAAGGCAGUGGUUGUAACAAGUAUCCUUGUUCUUCUGCUGCCUUUAUCUCUCAUCUUGUCUUCUUAUGUUCUCAUAUUCCUUGCUGUACUCAGAAUGAACUCCCCAGAAGGUAGGAACAAGGCUCUGGCUACCUGCUCUUCUCAUCUCUGUGUGGUUGGACUUUAUUUUGGUCCAGGUAUGUGUAUUUAUAUGAGACCUGGCUCUGCCAAGACACCUAAGCUGAAUCAAGGUCUCUUUCUGUUUGGAACUGUCCUCACCCCUCUCCUGAAUCCUCUUGCCUAUAGUCUAAGAAACAGGGAAGUUUUGAAUGCACUGAAAAAAUUGAUGGCAAGGUGUCAGUCCUCCCAGUAG
Molecule: messenger RNA, 939 nt
Organism: Erinaceus europaeus (western European hedgehog)
Lineage: Eukaryota; Metazoa; Chordata; Mammalia; Eulipotyphla; Erinaceidae
Product: olfactory receptor 2V1-like
Exons: 1
Coding region: 1-939 (312 amino acids)
Biological process (GO): G protein-coupled receptor signaling pathway
Cellular component (GO): membrane
Molecular function (GO): G protein-coupled receptor activity; olfactory receptor activity
Source: RefSeq, a predicted model, not a curated record